Messenger RNA from Talpa occidentalis (Iberian mole), 1956 nucleotides. Its product is annotated as carcinoembryonic antigen-related cell adhesion molecule 21-like. The record is from RefSeq and is a predicted model, not a curated record. Gene Ontology annotation, cellular component: cell surface; plasma membrane. NCBI's taxonomy places the organism in Eukaryota, Metazoa, Chordata, Mammalia, Eulipotyphla, Talpidae. Gene Ontology annotation, molecular function: protein tyrosine kinase binding. The coding region runs from base 147 to 845 and encodes 232 amino acids. Gene Ontology annotation, biological process: regulation of immune system process; signal transduction. The transcript is spliced from 3 exons.
CCUCAAAAAAAUCACUGUUCCAGGAGGAGGCUCAGCACAGAGGAGGAAGCAUCUCAGCGCUGACACUCAGGAGCAGCUGUGCCCGUGAGCCUUUCUGGAGCCCCAGCUCUUCUCUCACAGGGAUCACAGAGCAGGCAGCAGACGCCAUGGAGGCUCCUUCAGCCCAUGGACACAGAUGGCGAGUCCCCUGGCAGGGGCUCCUGCUGGCAGUCUCACUCUGCACCAUUGAGAUACUACCCAACAAUGGCGGAUUAGUUUUGGAAUCCCGGAUGGCUCCUGAUGUUAAUUCUUACAUAUUUCUCAAGCUUGAUCCAAUACCGAGAACAGUUCACAGCUACACCUGGCUCAAAGGUGACAACAGGGAUCCUAAUAAUCAAAUUGCAUCAUACGUUGUAAGCACAGGAAUAAUGAGCCCAGGGCCUGCAUACACUGGCCGAGAGAAAUUAUACCCAAUUGCUGCACUAAAGGUCUGGAACAUCUCCAGAGAAGAUUCAGGAUGUUACACCGUGGAGGCCUUAAUGACUAACAACAAAAAGUAUAAGGCAUCUAUAUAUUUGUUCAUUCUAGAACCAUUGACAGCCACCUCUCUGGAGGAAUUCACAUCCACAGUUCAAGUAAAUGACGAACUUGUUAUAAUAUGUCUGACAAGUGAUACAUCUGUACGCCUCCACUGGUUAUUCAAUGGCCGCAAACUGCAGGAAAAAGAGAAUAAGAAGCUGUCCUCUAACAAUAAGACGGUGCACAUAAAGAACAUCAUGAGGGAGGAUGCUGGGAAAUACCAGUGCAUGUACGCAAAAGUGAACAUUAUGGGAACAAGUGAGCGCCUCAAACUUGAAGUGAUCUAGAGUGACACUUCAUCCAGUAAAUCAUUCAUUAAAUAUAAAAUCAAAAUUUUUUUAUCUCAAAAGCAGUUUCUUGAGAUCUUGAAAACUCAAUGAAUGGUGGGAUGGAAAGUCCUAGAAGACUUGUAUUGGGUCAGUAAAGCACAAACAUGCAACUGACAUGGUCCUUGUGCAGUGACUGUCACAGUCCAGCAGAGGGCGCCGCCUCUCGUCUCAGUUGGGCCAUCUCCACAAGGGAGGGGACACCCUAUCCCUCAGAGGACAGGUGCAGGUCAUGUGACAAUGGUGGGGGCACAUGAGAAGCUGCUGCACCUCCCCCUGCAGUGACCCUCAGGGCUAAUGGCUGUUGCCAUGGUCCCUGAGGUCCAGCGUGGGCAAGGAACCAUGCGCGCAGGGGGAGAACAGCAAACUCCCUAAGAUGCAGAGAAGCCGAAUGCCUGCCAAGAGAUAACGACCACCAGAAGCUGCCACAAAGAUGAUUAAAAGAAAUGCUGACCACCUGGAACCUUAUCUCGCUUUCUCAAGGCCCACAAACUUUAUUCUGCUACAACUGUCUCUCUAAAAUCUUUCCUUUUUCUGGUCAUUGAUUGCUAAUUAAAAAGCAUACGUAAUUUAAUAAUUAGGCUAAUGCAAAUGAAACAUUACUAAACACUGUAUUAUAAUAGAAUUGUUAGUUUAAUAAUCUUUCUAUUAUGUGCUUAACUUUAGUACCUUUGAUAUUAACUGCAUUAUAAUAUAAAUUUACCUAUGACAAUUAAUUAUGAGUAAACAUAAGUAGGUAAUAGUAGUAGUAAUUAGUACAAGAAUACAGAAAGAGUUAAUAACCUGUCUACUUAGGAAUGCAGCUAGGUCCAGAUGUAUUGUGGACAUAAAUCACUGCCCUGUCAAUGAUAAGCUAAACCUAUGAGCAAACUGAUUUCUUUGAUGUUCACUGUUCCUAUGCCUUUGGAAAAAACAUAUAUAUACUGACCACCGACUCAAAUAAAAUUGCACUCAGAUUUACACUCUCUCUUGAAGUGUGUCUGUUUGUCAUUUCUUUAACCGAAUCCCUGACCACCCUGCGCAGUCUCUCAACCCUGAGACGGCCUCAUCGUCUACUGCUGUGCUGGUCCGC